Molecule: messenger RNA, 2366 nt
Organism: Harmonia axyridis
Lineage: Eukaryota; Metazoa; Arthropoda; Insecta; Coleoptera; Coccinellidae
Product: sentrin-specific protease-like
Exons: 7
Coding region: 188-2023 (611 amino acids)
Biological process (GO): protein desumoylation
Cellular component (GO): nucleus
Molecular function (GO): deSUMOylase activity
Source: RefSeq, a predicted model, not a curated record
UGAUUUUAAUUUAUAAGAAAAUUGAUAUUAGGAUACGCAAGUAAUCUAGUGUUACAAACAAAAAUAAUAGAAAUAUACAUGAUACAUUUUUGAAUUGUUGGUAACAAUCUAUUUUAUAUUGAAAUGAUACAAUUCAAUAAUAAUAGACAUACAUCAGAUCCUUUAUAAAAUAUCCAGGAAAUAUAUCAUGGACUUCUUGAACUACAUCAAAAAUCUAUUCAGUUUCAACAUUCCAGAACCUAUAAGAAAAAGGAGGUUAACCGAUGAUUUUGAAGACAUUGAAAUAUUUAGCAGUCCAAAGUUUCGAAGAAUUCAAAGUCCUCUUCGCAGGGAAAUGGAUGAUAUUUUGAUUUCUCCUGAUGUUAUAAGGAGGCCUAUGAAAAAUAUAAAGUCCCCUAGGUAUUCUUUUCCCAAAGAGGUUAUUCUACUUGAUGAUUAUGCCAAAAAUGAACACAGAUUUAAAAAAAAAUAUAACACAUCAACUCCUGCUGAUACGAGAAUGAGAGAGGACGAUGAUGAAAUAAAAUUUGUUGGAGAAUAUAAAGCUUCCACUAAAAAAAAAGAUAUCCAGACAUAUAACUCUAGAUUUAUAAAACCAUUCUCUCUCUUUCACAAUGUAUUAUCAGAAAAACAAAAUAAUACAACUAACCUUAGGCAGGUAACUUCAAAGCAAAUGAUGGGUGAUAAUAGUAAUGUCAAUAGAAGACAAGUUUCUUCAUACACCAACAGAUUGGAUGACAAAAAAGAAUUUCAGAAUCUCUUGGAGUCUCAUUUGUCAUCGGAUAAUAGUUUUAACGAUAGUUCCCAGUAUUUCACACCCAAUAGCCGUCUGUCGAAGUAUGAUUUCAGCAGUAGAGGAAAGAAAAUUGUUGAUCUUGCAACGAAGAAAUCUAGAAAUAACAGCUUGGUGGCACCUUUGAUAGACCUCACACACGAAGAACAAAAUGGGAGUAGUUCAUCAGGGAAAUUAUCAGUGAGAGAUAAAAUAAAAAAAGUUUUGAGCAGCUUUGAUGAUGAACCUGUGGAAAUUCAAGAUUCUGAAUCAGAUGUGGAAAUUCUACCGAGGCCUCCAUCUCCGGAAAAGGAUUUCAAAAUAGAACCAGUUAAUUCUUUCAAGAAGAUUGUUGAUACUUCUUAUGUUUCCAAUCAGAAAUGGUUGGCAGACUUAGUGGAAAGGCAUAGGAAUUUGAUUGAAGAGAGAACCAAGGAUAUAAAAUGUCUUGAAGAGUCUUCCAAAAAACUGAAUGAAAUCAAUAGGGAUAUAAGAAUAGGAAAUCUAACCAGACAGGUAGAUAGAUGCCUUCAAAUAAAAGAAGCUGUUCUUCCUAUUGAGAUUGAAGAGCCUGAAUUACCUUCACUCACACAAGAACAAUAUGCCCUUGUGGAAAGGGCAUUUAAAGGACCUCCUAAUGAAGUUCUAGUCAGAAAGUUCAACCUCAAUAUCACCAGAAAAGAUAUAUUGACGUUAGCUGGCUUGAACUGGCUGAACGAUGAGGUCAUCAAUUUCUACAUGAACCUUAUAAUAGAGAGAAGCACUGCGGGAGAUUAUCCAAAAGCUCACUGCUUCAACACAUUCUUUUAUCCAAAAUUGUUGAAAGACGGGCCAGAAUCAUUGAAAAGGUGGACUCGAAGAAUAGAUGUCUUUUCUAUGGAUAUCAUUUGUGUACCUAUCCAUUUGGGCGUCCACUGGUGUAUGUCCAUUAUAGACUUCAGGAACAAAUCAAUUAGAUAUUACGACAGUAUGGGCAGCAGCAAUCCAAAAUGCCUGAAUGCCCUCAGGGGGUACCUGGAAUUCGAACACAUGGAUAAAAAGAAAACUCCCUAUGACACUAGUGACUUCACCGCAGAAUGUGUCAGAGAUAUACCCCAACAGAUGAAUGGUAGUGAUUGUGGCAUGUUCUCCUGUACGUUUGCAGAAUUUUAUUCUCGCAAUGCCAAAUUUACGUUUAAGCAAGAAGACAUGCCGUAUCUCCGAAGCAAAAUGGUGGUCGAAAUCAUGAGUGGCGAACUUUUGAUAAAGUGAAUUUUUUUUAUCUGAACAGAAUUUAUUUUUUAUUGCAUAGUACACAAUUUGUGGAAUGAAGUCGAAGUGUUUUUCGAUGAGAUGGAUCCUGAUAAGCCGACAAAUUUUGAGUUUUCAAUGGAAACUUUACAUUAAGAAUUAAAACAAAAUUUACUGAAUAAGUUUUUUUUAGUUUUUCUUUGUGAAUUUCAUUUUAUACUAUAUGUUGUAGGUAAUGUAUUUAUAUGUGUUUAUAAUGAAUAAACUUAUUUGAUGUAACUACAAAUAGAAUUAAUGGUAUCUCAAAUGUUUGAUUUUGAUUCAAAAAAAUUGUAUCAUAAAAAUACAAGGAACAAAAUGGUAU